AUGCCCAGCUACAUCGACGUCCCCUCGUUCCCUCUCUCACACGGCGGCAAAGCGAUCCCCGCUGUCGGCCUCGGUACCUGGCAGUCGAACCCGGGCGAGGUCAGCAACGCCGUCAAGAUCGCUCUCCAGAACGGGUACCGGCACAUUGACGGCGCGUGGAUCUACGGCAACGAGAAGGAAGUUGGAGAGGGGAUCAAGGCGUCGGGCGUACCCCGGGAAGAGAUCUUUGUCACCUCGAAGCUCUGGUGCACGAAGCACCGCAAUGUCGAGGCGGCCGUCAAGGAGUCGCUCGAGCUCCUCGGACUCGACUACCUCGACCUCUACCUGAUCCACUGGCCAGUCCCCCUCAACGGCCAAGGCAACGACCCGAAGUUCCCCAAGCUCCCCGACGGCUCGCGCGACCGCGACACCGAGUGGAGCAUCAACCAGACGUGGGAGCAGAUGGAGGCUAUCCUUGAGAAGGGACUGGUCAAGGCGAUUGGCGUGUCCAACUUCUCCGAGGCUUACCUCGACCAGCUCUUGACAACCGCCAAGGUCGUCCCGGCGGUCAACCAGAUCGAGCUGCACCCUUACCUCCCCCAGCACGAGCUCCUCCAGUACCUCGCCAAGAAGAACAUCCUCGCCGAAGCCUACUCGCCUCUGGGAUCGACCGACUCGCCCCUGCUCAAGGACGAAGUCAUCAAGAAGAUCGCGGACAAGCACGGCGUCUCUGUCGGCACGGUCCUCAUCUCGUACCAGGUCAACCGCAACGUCGUCGUCCUCCCCAAGUCGGUCACGGAGAAGCGCAUCAUCGACAACUACAAGAUUGUCAAGCUCGACGAGGAGGACAUGCGGACUCUCAACGAGCUCUACAAGACCAAGGGCAAGCGCUUCAUCAAGCCUGACUGGGGCGUCGACCUCAAGUUCUCGCACUGGUGA
This is a messenger RNA of Rhodotorula toruloides NP11, 918 nucleotides long. RefSeq names its product aldo/keto reductase. The record is from RefSeq and is a predicted model, not a curated record. Lineage: Eukaryota; Fungi; Basidiomycota; Microbotryomycetes; Sporidiobolales; Sporidiobolaceae. The transcript has 5 exons. Gene Ontology annotation, cellular component: cytosol. Gene Ontology annotation, molecular function: aldose reductase (NADPH) activity. Bases 1 to 918 code for a protein of 305 amino acids.